Messenger RNA from Dictyostelium purpureum, 2564 nucleotides. RefSeq lists its product as uncharacterized. Lineage: Eukaryota; Evosea; Eumycetozoa; Dictyosteliales; Dictyosteliaceae. The transcript has 2 exons. The coding region runs from base 152 to 2299 and encodes 715 amino acids. The record is from RefSeq and is a predicted model, not a curated record. Gene Ontology annotation, molecular function: protein binding.
AAAUUUCAUACAAUUAUUUUUUUCUCUAAUAAAUUAUUUUCGAAUAUAUUUUUUAAUAUUUAAAAAAACAAAAAAAAAAAAAAAAAGAAAGAAACUUUAAUAUUUAAAAAAAAAAAGACAAGUUCCUUUUUAAUAAUUAUCAAAAUUAACAAUGGAAGCUUUAACACCAUCCAAAUCUGUAAAAUUUUCAAAGAACCCAGAUCAAGUUAAAAUAAUAAACUCUAGAAAUAAUAAUGAUUUUUUUGAAAUCUAUCAAGCCACUCCAACUACAAAUACAACCACAACCACAUCAAAUAAGGAGAAUAUGGAUGUUCUUUCAAUGACACCAAAAUCAAAGAAAAAAUAUAUGAAUUCAUUUUUAACUUCAUCUAAUAAUAAUAAUAAUCAAAAACCAUUAACACCAUUAAAGGUCAAUAAUAAUUUGUUAAACCAAUUAAGCAAUACAACACCAACAAAACAAAACAAACAAUUAAGUGAUAACAAUAAUAAUAAUAGUAAUGUUUUCUUUAGUGGUAAAAAUAUUUCAAGUAGAGAAAGAGUUCUUUCUAAAAUGACCAAAUCAGCAAGAAGAAAUACAGUUUUAAUUAGUGAUUGUGCAGACCUAGAGAGAAUUAAAGAAGAGCAUAUGAAGAAUCAAUCAUCACUUAUUGUAUCCUCAUCUAUUAGAACUUUUAUUCAAAGAAAAAAAUUUAAACAAAUAAGAUCAUCUGCUAUUAAAAUUCAGUCAUUAUUUAGAAUGUGUAUUCAAAAGAGAAAAUACCAAAAGAUUUUAAGAGAGAAGAGAGAGCAAGAGAAAUUAGAGAAAGAUCGUAUUGAAAGAUUAAAUGCCAUCAUCAAAAUUCAAUCUAUCGUUAGAAUGUUUAUUCAAAGAUCAUCUUUUAAAAACCAAUUGUUUUUAAAAAAAGAACAAGAGCGUUUAGAAAGGGCAAGAGUAGAACAAGAGCGUUUAGAAAGAUUAGAGGAAGAACGCAUUGAGAAAGAAAAAUUAGAACAGGAACGAAUCGAAAAAGAGAGAUUGGAGGCAGAGAAAUUAUUAAAAAGUCUUGAAGAAAGUGAAGAUUUUGGCCAGGAAGAGUCUGAGGAGGAAGAGGAACUUGAAGAAGAAGAGGAAGAAGAAGACCUUGAAGAAGAAGAAUUUGAUGAUGAAGAGGAGGAGCAAGAAGAUAAGGAAAUUGAAGAAAAAUUAAAUUCAAACAAUGAUUCGGAUAUUGUUUAUGAAGACCAAUCAAGCUCAACCAAUAGUUCAAUAUUAAUGACUGGUGACGAUGGUGAAGAUGAAGAGGAUAGGGAUAAAAAGAAAAAGCCAAAUAAAGAUUCAAUUAAACCAAGUAAAACUGAAAAGCCCAAAUUAUCAAGUGCUGGUAAUACAUCAAGAUCUAAACCACUUACAUCAACUGUUUCGGCCAGAGCCAGUACAUUAUCAAGUAGAUCAAAUGAUACUAUCAACUCCGCUUUUGGAAAAACAGUUUCUAAAACAAUUUCAAAAGUUACCUCACCAAUCUCUAAAGUUAUUUCACCAAGAGUUUUAUCUCCAAAUAUUUCAUCACCAAUUAUGAAAUCUAGAGCAUCAUCAACAUUGUUAUCACUCGCAUCCAAAACAACCAAAUCAAUGAGUAGCAAAUCUGUUGAUAUUGAAAGUAAUAGAUUAAGUUCAAAAGUUGCUGCUUUGAAAUCAAAAUCGACUGCUGCUACAUCAAAACCAACUCCUUUGAUUAGCACAAAUAUUGCACCAAUGAUCACAAGAUCAAGAAGCCAAACUCCACUCCCAGAAAAAAUUGCUCUUCUUCCAGUUAGUAAUAAGAAAAGACCUUUACCAUCUGUAAAGAAUCAAAUUGAAGAUUUAAAAGUUCAAAAAACUACAUUAGCAUCUGCUCCAUCAACUUCAGAAUCAAUCGAAGAAAAGAAAAAGAAAUUGGCAGAUAUCAAAGAAAAGAAGAGUAAACUUGAAUCAUCAACAGUUGUAGCACCAACUGGUAUUAAAUAUACAUCACCCAUUUCAUCACCAAGAAUGGAUGGUGGAUCACCACCAUUGGUUUCAUCCCCAUUUUCAACUUCAUCAUCUUUAUAUAGCUCACCCAUCAUUGGUACAACCAAAGCCGACGCCUUAAGAUCAUCAGCCAUUUCCAAAUCUGUCAAUAAAAAACCAGCUGCUACCAAAACCACUACCACUACUGCUGCAUCAAAUAAAACCACUGUAGCAAAAUCAUCCUCUGUUGUACCCCAACCAACCAAAAAAUCAAUGCCAAGUACCACAUCCUCAACUGUAAAAAAAGCCUCAACUAGUUUAUCUAAAAAGUAAACAGUAAUAACCAUAUUUCAUAUUUUCUUUCUUGUAAUUAUCUUUUUUCCAAACUCACCCCACACCCAUAUAAAAUUUAAAUUUCAUCAUCAUUCCUCUUUGAUUUCAAGUUCAAAAUUUGAUUUGUUGGACAUGUUUCUUUUCUCUUAUAAAAAUAUUUUUAAAUUGGAUAUUUUUAUUUAAUAUAAAUAGUAUAAUAACAAUAAUAAUUUCUUUUUUUAACCUAAAAAUAAAUAAAUUCUUUUUUUUUUUUUAUCUAUAUACC